AACAACACGGCUACUGAUUCAGCCAUCUCUGUACCGUUAGCUUGUUAGCCAACAUAAAACCUACCCAUUGCAUCACUUUGGACCUUUUUUUUGUAUAGCUACACGGAUAUUAGUGUUUUAAACGCAAUUCUGAUAACGUAUGUACUAGUUGAUUUAAACGGAAUUUGCAAUUUAAGAUUGAUACUGAGCCUAGCACUAGGGCAGUCGCUCAUGCUAACGUUAGCUAGCUUACAUCCCCGAUAAUGAGCUCACAAAGCUUAUCCCCCGCUGUUAAAAAAGAUGUCUGCUGGACAGAGAAAGAACCUCCGGGGCUGAACAUUGUCGUGAAAGAAGAAGAGGGGGAUACAGUAAAAGGAGAGGAAGAAUCUUUCAGAACGAUGAAGGAGAAAGAGGAGGCUAUCACAUUGAAAGAAGAAGAGGGGGUUGUUAUGGUGAAUGAAGAGAAACGUCCUUUUGUAGUGAAAGAGGAAGUAGACGAAUUCAGAAUGAAAGAGGAGACUAUCACAUUGAAAGAAGAAGAAGAAGAAUAUUGUAUAGUGAAAGAGGAAGAGGAAGAGAUAGCUAUCUCAAUAAAGGAGGAGGAAGGAGAGGAGACUGAAGACACCAAACCAAGGCAAAAUGCUGUUUUCUGGCCCUCCCAGGGCUGUAUAGUGAAAGAGGACAUCAGAAAGAUACAGGAAGAAUAUAGUGUGGCACCUGUGAGUCCCAGCCAGACUGUUGAUGAUGAUGACAAUGCUAUUCACUACAAUGAAGAAUGGAACAUGGAGGACAAGGAUUGGUUUCCUAGCAACUGGCUGGAGGACACGUCUUUCCCGCCCCCCUCCCCUCUCCUGGAGCCCCCAGGUCGUGCCUCACUGUGGGGUCUGAAGAGGGUGUCUGUGCGGCUAGUCGAUUGCAUGAAAACACAGAGGCUGAGUGGAACUGCGAGAGGAGAUGGAAAGGGAGGUUCAGAUUCAAUGUCAUCAGGAGAGAGACUAAACUCUCACUCGAACAGCGGAAAGUGUACUUCAGGGGAACCAGACCCAGAGAUGCCCAAACCAGCAAGACAACACCGCUGCUCGCAGUGUGGAAAGAGUUUUACUAAGUUACGGAACCUAAAAGAUCACGAAAGAAUACACACAGGAGAAAAGCCUUACCACUGCUCACAAUGUGAAAAGAGUUUUACUCAGUCAGGGCACCUGAAAACACACGAGAGGACGCACACAGGAGAAAAGCCUUACCCCUGCUCCCAAUGUGGAAAGACUUAUACCCGGUUAGGGCACCUUAAAGACCAUAAGAGAACGCAUAAAGGGGAGAAGCCUUACCACUGCUUUCAGUGCGGAAAGAGUUUCACCCAGUCAGGGAACCUGAGAACGCAUGAGAGAAUACACACUGGGAAAAAACCCACACACUCUGUAGAGAGGCCUUUCCAAUGCGCUCAGUGUGGAAAGAAAUUUAUCCGGUCAACUCAUCUGAAAGAGCAUAAGAGAACACACACAGGAGAAAAAACAUUCCAAUGCACUCAGUGUGGAAAGGGUUUUACUUGGUUAUGGACCCUGAAAGACCAUGAAAGAACACACACAGGAGAUAAGCCUUUCCAAUGCUUCCUGUGUGGAAAAAGUUUUACCCAUUUAGGGAACUUAAAAAUGCACAAGAGAAUACACACAGGAGAGAAGCCUCACCACUGCUCCCAGUGUGGAAAGAGUUUUACCCAGUUAGGGCACCUGACAACACAUGAGAGGACACACACAGGAGAGAAGCCUUUCUACUGCUCCCUGUGUGGAAAGAGUUUUACUGAGUUAGGGAGCCUGAAAAAACAUAACAGAAUACACAAAGGAGAGAAGCCUUUCCAGUGCUCCCUGUGCGGAAAGAGUUUUACCCAGUUAGGGAGCCUGAAAACACAUGAGUGGACACACACAAAAGAGAAGCCUCACCUCUGCUCACAGUGUGGAAGGGGUUUUGUUGAGUUAAGGGGCCUGAAAGAGCAUGAGAGAAUACAUACAGGGGAAGAGAAAACAUACCACUGUUCUCAUUGUGGGAAGGGUUUCGGGCGAUCAGGGCAUCUAAAAGUGCAUGAAAGAACACACACUGGCGAGAAGCCGUAUCAGUGCUCCCAGUGUGAAAAGAAAUUUUUCUCAUCAGGGGACCGGAAAUCACAUGAGAGAACACACUUAGUAGAGAGGCAGAGGGCUUUCCAAUGCUCUCAGUGUGGGAAGAGAUUCAUCCAGUCAUCUCAUCUGAAAGAUCACAUGACAAUACACACGGGAGAAAAACCAUUCCAAUGUUCUCAGUGUGGAAAAGGUUUUACCAGGUUAAGGAGACUGAAAACACAUGAGAUGACACACACAAGAGAUAAAUAAUCCUUUCAAAUCCUCUUAGUGUGAAAAAGCUUUUACCCGGUUAGGACACCUUAAAAUACAUGAGAUGACAUGCAGGGUAGAAGCCUUUCCAUUGCUCCCAGUCUGGAAAGAGUUUUACCUAGUCAAGAUACUUGAAAAAAACAUGCGCUAACACAUUUUGCAGAGAAUCCUUGAAUAAAUCCACACUGCAGGAAAAUAUAUUUUUAUAUGAUUGAGUUAACUCAUUGAUCCUGCUUUGUUAUAUACCCCUCAGGUCUAAGUCUGCGAAAAGGAAAGCAGGCCCAGUCCUUGCCGUUCUGCCACCCUAGGCGAGAAAAUAAAUUGCCGCCAUCCUCCCCUCUCAUACUUCAGUAAAAGUAAAGAUACUGUACCUUAAUAGAAAAUGACUCAAGUAAAAGUGCAAGUCUCCCAGUAAAUUACUACUCGAGUAAAAGUAUUUGGUUUUAAAUAUACUUAAGAUUCAAAAGUAAAUGUAAUUGCAAAAAUAUACGUACAGUGCA
This is a messenger RNA of Salvelinus sp. IW2-2015, 2839 nucleotides long. Its product is annotated as zinc finger protein 431-like. Gene Ontology annotation, biological process: regulation of gene expression. Lineage: Eukaryota; Metazoa; Chordata; Actinopteri; Salmoniformes; Salmonidae. Gene Ontology annotation, cellular component: nucleus. The record is from RefSeq and is a predicted model, not a curated record.